AUGCCUUUGAGGAACUUGGACAACAUAGCAGGACGAAAGCUGAACAAGAGCCUGAUAAGUGAAAUGGAAGUUGAUUCGGAAACUUCUUGUCAGUUUGAGUGUGUGGAGGCAGAGCGAUGUCAGUCAUACAACUUUAGAACCAUAAAGGGCGACUCAGGGAAAUUCAAGUGUCAACUGAGCGACUCUGAUCGAUUUUUUGGAUUUGCCAACUUAACUGAAGACAAAGAUUUUAUUUAUAGAGGACUAAUGAGCGCUUGCGAGGAGGACAGGUUUCAAUGUGGCAAAAAUGGAAUCUGCAUUCCCAAUUAUGUAGAUGGAAGCGCACGAUGCAAAUGUGACGAUGGCUAUACUGGAAAACCUUGCAAGGGGAAGAGCUGCUCUCAAUUGUUUCAAGAUGGUUUUAAUGUCAGUGGCCUGUACACCAUCAAUCCAGAUGGCGGCAAACCGAUACAAGUGUUAUGUGAUAUGACCACGGAUGGCGGAGGUUGGACCGUAUUUCAAAGACGUUUAGACGGCUCUGUUGACUUUUAUCUUGGAUGGGAAUCCUACAAAAAUGGGUUUGGAAAUCUAAACGGUGAGUUCUGGCUUGGAAACGACAAUCUUCACCUUUUAACAGCAGUUGAUAACGUGAUGAUGAGAGUUGACCUGGAAGACUUUGACGGCAACAUCACCUACGCUGAGUACAAGACUUUUAAGGUGGCAGGCGAAGCUGAUAAGUAUCAGCUUUUGAUUGGCGGAUACAACGGCACGGCUGGUGACUCUAUGACAGGACGACACAACCAUAUGAAUUUUUCUACGAAAGAUCAAGACAAUGACAUAUAUAGUCACCACUGCGCCCAACUGUACAAAGGAGCCUGGUGGUACGACCGAUGCCAUAGGUCCAAUUUAAACGGAUUAUAUCUCAAUGGUCGACAAACCACUUAUGCUAACGGAGUCAACUGGUACGCUUUCAGGGGCUAUUAUUACUCUCUAAGACGCACUGAGAUGAAAGUUAAAACCAAGGGAUAGGAUGGUUUCUAUCGCGGGAUAACAAAUGCAUGGUAUCACGCAUGACGUCAUCAAAGCAUUGGAUUAAUCCUGACUGACUAGUAGUUUUAGCAUGAACUGCCGUAAAAGCAGGCAUAUUCUCAUUCCUUGUCAAUACUAUCCGUAUUUAAUGUCAUUUUUUGAUGGAGACCUGGUAUGUUCUUGGUUUAUCUCAGGGGAUUGUCCAUAUUGCCAUUAUUAGAUUAACCUUUAGUUUGUUUAGGUUUGUAUAAUUGCAAGUGCUCAUUCUCUUUGUGGGAGCCUCACGUGGGUGCGAGUGUCCCGUUCGCGUCUCUCCCUUGUGUGCCUGUUAAAUAUUUAGUAAUAGACUCGUUUGGGCGGCAGGUAUGUCGCCUGAUAAUGUCCGCGGCUAAGAUAUUGUCCGAAAAAUUAAUAUGUGGUCGAGAAGCGAAGCUUCCGAGGCAAAUGUGAAAUUUUGAGGACAAUCUCUCUGUAGUGG
Pocillopora verrucosa is the source of this 1486-nucleotide messenger RNA. Lineage: Eukaryota; Metazoa; Cnidaria; Anthozoa; Scleractinia; Pocilloporidae. The record is from RefSeq and is a predicted model, not a curated record.